Molecule: messenger RNA, 4232 nt
Organism: Sinocyclocheilus anshuiensis
Lineage: Eukaryota; Metazoa; Chordata; Actinopteri; Cypriniformes; Cyprinidae
Product: sodium/calcium exchanger 2-like
Exons: 14
Coding region: 278-3190 (970 amino acids)
Biological process (GO): calcium ion import across plasma membrane; sodium ion transmembrane transport; cell communication
Cellular component (GO): postsynapse; sarcolemma; axon
Molecular function (GO): calcium:sodium antiporter activity
Source: RefSeq, a predicted model, not a curated record
GCUGCGUGGAGUGAGCGCUCGAGAGUAUUUCCACUGCACGAGAGAGUGAAAUACAACAGAGUCAAACCGCAGAGAGACAGACACAUAUCAGCUCAAGCGGAGCAGUUUUUCAAUGAAUGACCCAGCAGCAACAUGUGCUUCACAGCCACGCCUGCCUUGAACAACACAGCAAACUAGGAUAUAAGGUCCCCUGGUGGGCUGGUUCCUCUCUGUCUUGCAUCACCUCCUUUAUUUCUUCUCCUCCUCUGAACUUUGAAGCCCUUUGAGGAGCAAGGCCAUGGCACAGUUUUCCUCUCCCGUCCUCCUCUUGUCGCUCAUCCUCGUCCUUUCUCUGCCUCCAUCCUGUUCUCCUGAAUCCCAGCGGGAAGAACCGUCUCUCCAGCCCUCUGUCGCUCCAGAAGCUCCAUCAGAGCUCUACAGUAACCUGACGGAUGACGGCGCUCCACCGAACAAACCGUGCUCUGACAUGGUCGAAUGCAAACCUGGAAUCAUCCUGCCCGUAUGGAAGCCCAUCAAUCCCAGUCUGGGAGAGCAGGUCGUCCGGGCCAUCCUGUAUUUUGUCUCUCUCAUGUACAUGUUUCUGGGAGUGUCCAUCAUCGCUGAUCGAUUCAUGGCAUCUAUAGAGGUCAUCACAUCACAGGAGAAAGAGGUGACCAUCACCAUGCCAAACGGAGAAACGUCAGUGGCCACCGUGAGAAUCUGGAACGAAACCGUGUCCAAUUUGACCCUGAUGGCGCUCGGAUCGUCUGCACCUGAAAUCCUCCUGUCGGUCAUAGAGGUGUGUGGUCAUGGUUUUGAGUCCGGUGAGCUCGGUCCGGCCACCAUUGUGGGCAGCGCUGCCUUUAAUAUGUUUGUGAUCAUUGGAAUCUGUGUGUGGGUGAUUCCUGACGGCGAGGUGAGGAAGAUCAAACAUCUGAGAGUCUUCUUCAUCACCGCAUUCUGGAGUAUCUUCGCUUACAUCUGGCUCUACCUGAUCCUGUCCAUCAUCUCACCUGGAGUCGUGGAGGUAUGGGAAGCUCUGGUCACUCUCUGCUAUUUCCCCGUUUGUGUGAUUCUGGCCUGGAUUGCUGACCGGCGCCUCCUUUUCUACAAGUACAUGUCCAAACGCUACCGUGCCGACAAAAGGACUGGUGUUGUUGUGGAGACCGAGGGGGACAUGACCCCCAAAGGUAUGGAGAUGAUGAUGGACGGCAAGUUUCCAUUGAGGGCCGGAGCCGUAGGGAUCGGCACACAAGAACAUUACCAGGAUGGAACCGGGAACACAACAGGCACCAUGGCUACUCUACCCAACUCCAACAGCACGACCGUUUACAUGGACGGUGCCAAGGACCUGGACGAGAGCCGUAAAGAAGUGAUCCGUAUCCUGAAGGAACUGAAGCAGAAAUAUCCAGAUAAGGAGUUGGAUCAGCUGGUGGAAUUGGCCAACUACUACGCCCUCCUCCAUCAGCAGAAAAGUCGCGCCUUUUACCGCGUCCAGGCCACACGCAUGAUGAUCGGGGCCGGUAAUGUGCUGAAGAAACACGCAGCCGAUCACGCUCGCCGUGCUGCCGUGACAGGUGGCGAUGAGGCUUUGGAGGAGGACGACUUGGCUGUCUGCAGCCGCAUCUCCUUCGAGAGUGCGCACAGCCAGUGCAUGGAGAACUGCGGCACCAUUGCAAUACCCGUGGUGUGUCGAGGAGGCCUGGGGGAGAGCACUUUCUAUGUCGACUACUGUACAGAAGAUGGCACAGCCAAUGCCGGCUCAGAUUAUGAGUACUGCGAAGGGACGCUGGUGUUCAAACCGGGAGAAACCAGGAAAGAAAUUAAGGUGGGCAUCAUCGACGAUGACAUCUUUGAGGAAGAUGAACAUUUCUUUGUGCGUUUGUUGAACCUGCGUGUUGGUGAUGCGGAGGGUAUGUUUGAGAGUGACGACGCAGAUCAGGCUCCCAAGGCCCAGCUGGUGGAACCGCUAAUGUCCACGGUCACCAUCCUGGAUGACGACCAUGCGGGGAUCUUCACUUUUACGGACCGCCUGUUGCGAGUGAGUGAGAGCGUGGGUACCAUGGAGGUGACAGUGGUCCGGAACUCUGGUGCCCGCGGGACCGUGAUCAUUCCGUACCACACGGAGCCCGGAACGGCCCAAGGGGGAGGGGUCGACUACGAGGACACGUACGGAGAGCUGGAAUUCACCAACGACCAGACAACUCAGACCCUUCAGGUGAGAAUCACUGAUGAUGAAGAGUACGAGAAACAUGAGAAUUUCUUCAUCGUUCUUGAGGAACCGCGCUGGCUGAAGAGAGGAAUCUCAGCCCUGCUGCUGAACCAAGAGGAUCCGGAGGGGCAGAUGAGUGCGGAGGAGGAGGAGGCCAGGAGGAUAGCGGAGAUGGGGAAACCUAUCCUGGGGGAGCACAGCCGUGUGGAGGUGGUGAUCGAGGAGUCCUAUGAAUUUAAGAGCACCGUUGAUAAACUGAUCAAGAAGACUAACCUGGCGCUGGUGAUCGGCACUAUUUCAAUAAAAUAUAAAACUUUUUUUCAGGUAGUUGUGGCAUCCUCAGGCGACGGGGAUGAAGAUGUAGAGGAGGGUCGAGAGGAGCGUCUCCCGUCCUGCUACGAUUACUUCAUGCACUUCCUGACGGUGUUCUGGAAGGUUCUGUUCGCGUUCGUUCCGCCCACAGAGAACUGGAACGGCUGGGCCUGCUUUGUGGUGUCCAUCUCUGUAAUCGGCCUCCUGACUGCUGUCAUCGGAGACCUGGCGUCGCACUUCGGCUGCACCGUGGGCCUCCGGGACACCGUCACCGCAGUGGUGUUCGUCGCCCUGGGCACUUCUAUCCCAGACACAUUCGCCAGUAAAGUCGCCGCUACUCAGGAUCAGUACGCAGACGCCUCCAUCGGAAACGUCACGGGCAGCAAUGCGGUCAACGUGUUUCUGGGCAUCGGCGUGGCCUGGUCUGUGGCGGCGGUGUACUGGGCCAUCCAGGGCAAGCGCUUUCUCGUGGAUCCCGGCUCGCUAGCCUUCUCCGUCACCCUCUUCACUAUUUUCGCCUUCAUCUGCAUGGGGGUGCUGCUGUUCCGGCGCCGGCCGUCUAUCGGGGGAGAGCUGGGCGGCCCUCGUGUCUCGCGUUUGCUCACUACGCUCCUCUUUCUGGGUCUGUGGCUCCUCUACAUCCUCUUCUCCAGCCUUGAGGCCUACUGCCAUAUUGAGAGCUUCUGAAAGGAGAAACGGGGAGCAAACACCACACACACUUAUAUCUACAAAUAAAUCUAAAGGGGUUUUGAGGCUCUAUAAGCCACAUAAAUAAAAGUAAAAAAUAAAUAAAAGUCUGCACACACACUUACAAAACACAUCGUUGAAUGCACUAAUGCAAAUCAUUCAACUUAGAUGAGACCUGGAGGAGAAUCUGAGGUGAAAGAGAAAAAGAGAUGGAUGAUGCUGGAGAGAGAUGAAAGAAGAGGAGUUUUGUGAAAAAGGAAGCAAAGUGUGUAGCAAAAGAGGGCAAAGAUGAGUGUAAUGUACUAUAAAGGGGGAGCGACGCUGUAAAAUAGUCACACUUAUAUCUUUUAGUUUCUCGAGCUCAAAGGCAGAACUGACGACUUUUGUUUCACACUGCAGACGUUGUCACGCAACAGGUCUUUUUAUGGUUCAGGGGCACAAUAAAUCCGAGUAAAGAUAAAAGAUGUCUUCAGAACAAUAGUGAAGGCAUUUUAGAUGCUAAUGAAAAUGCACCAGCAGUCGAGCUGCAGUUUUGCUUGCGAUGUGCAUCAUUCUGUACUAAAGCAGUCAUUUAUGAUUGUUGCUUGACAGAUUGUACAAUAUGAGUUCUUGAGUAAAAGCAAGACCGGCUGAAAGUUGUGCGUCACACUAGACUUCAAGCAUGUAAAAUUACUUUAUUCCCUGCAGUGAAUAUGCACAGCAGGAUGUGAUGUCAUGUUCUAGGGCUUCUUAUUUUGAUAAAUAAUCAAAUGUAACUAAUAUUGCAGUCUAGUGUGACCGCACCUAACUUUGAAAUCGUACCGUACAAACCCAAACAAGCUGUUUCACUAAUGUUGCCAAUGUUUCACCUGCUUGAUGUCGGAAUGAGCAAACUCAAAAAGUUAAGUUAAUAGUAAUGUGAAGGGAAUGAUAAAUAACAAAAUAUUGAUUUUGCAUAAAUAUUGACACUAUAAGCAGUCCAAGACUUUCAAUUGUGCCCUGAAAUGACAAAAAUCUUUUGCUUUUUAAUAUUAUUUUUGUUAAUAAUUAUAUUAAAUGUAAA